AUGGCUAGAAAAAGUGCAAAAUCGAUAAAGUCAAAGAAUGUUAAGAAAAGUGUAGAGAAUAGAAUUGCUAAAGCUCAAGUUAGAGUAAAGGCCGAAAAGAAGAAUGAACCAGUUAACGCACUCGGUGAAACCAGUUGGGCCUCCGGACGGGGUUCUUCUGAAUGGGGUACAUCUGAGUCUACCGGUAAAGAGGGUUUCAAAGUAGUUAAAGGUAAAUUGGUCAGUGAAAAUGACGUUGGUGCCUUACUUAGGGAAGCUGCCAAAACUGUGCAAAAGAGGAAAAAUAAAAGGAAUGCUAGUAUUUCACGAUCAUCACCGCCUGCUUUUUCAUUUGAAAGAUCUAAUGCUCUUAAAAACUCCACUAAAAUAGCGAAAGGCAAUAAUAAUUUCAGUGCAUUUUUCAAUAAGAAAAAUCAUUUGGUUAUAAACACAAACAUCGAUGCCAAGAACCAUUUCCUAGUGAUAUAUAACCUAGCGGUGGGUGUUGAUAAACAGAGUUUGAAAACCAUCCUGCAAAAUUUAGCUAGAGUCAAAAUUAAAAAUAUUAUGGUUAGAGAUUUACCAACUGGCUCAGCUACAGCAAAUGUUUAUCUGCAAAACUCAACUAUGCGUGAAUUAGAAAGAGUUAAGCAAUUAUUUUACGGUGCUUCAGUUGAUGGUAGAACAAUUCAAGUAAAUGUUACUACAUCAUCUGAACAGGAAUUCGGCUACUAA
This is a messenger RNA of Kazachstania africana CBS 2517, 714 nucleotides long. RefSeq lists its product as uncharacterized. Gene Ontology annotation, molecular function: nucleic acid binding. The transcript has a single exon. The record is from RefSeq and is a predicted model, not a curated record. NCBI's taxonomy places the organism in Eukaryota, Fungi, Ascomycota, Saccharomycetes, Saccharomycetales, Saccharomycetaceae. Bases 1 to 714 code for a protein of 237 amino acids.